Sorghum bicolor (sorghum) is the source of this 3672-nucleotide messenger RNA. RefSeq names its product GDSL esterase/lipase EXL3. Gene Ontology annotation, biological process: lipid metabolic process. The transcript has 5 exons. The record is from RefSeq and is a predicted model, not a curated record. Gene Ontology annotation, molecular function: lipase activity. Bases 2343 to 3425 code for a protein of 360 amino acids. NCBI's taxonomy places the organism in Eukaryota, Viridiplantae, Streptophyta, Magnoliopsida, Poales, Poaceae.
CUAACUUUGCACUUUAGAUUCAUGUGUUACAGUCGUUUAUUUUUAUUCUUAGUGAGCCUUUGUUUUACAGGAGUUACUCCAUAUCUUCUCUAUAUCGAAGCUUAUCGUUCACAUUGUAAAGUAAUGACAGACUCCAGUACAUUUGAAUAACUUGGUAAAGCAUUUUUAAUAGAUAUUCCAACUACCUUGUUAUUGAAUAUACUCUGCUAAAGAUUAGUCUAGGCUAGUUGGAUGAUCAACAUGUGAUUCACUAUUCAACAAAUGGUUUGUUGGUUCCGUUUGCAUGAACCUUGGGAAUGUAGCUGUUAAAUGCAACCUGGAACUUUAUUUAAGCUUUUGGUGUGAUGUGCAAGGCAUUAUAUGUGAUUGCAACGAUACCACACAUCCACAUUCCAGCAUUUGCUUAUAUUAACCCUUAAGUAUAUUGAGAAAAGGGAUAAAUUGUCUUCAGUUGGUAUAAUCUACCAUAGCUUCUUGAUGAUGUUAAGUGUGUGCAUACUGUAUACUUGUCAUUUGUCAACAACAACAAAGCAUUCUAGUGUCAAGCAAGUUGGGAUAGGCUAGAGGUGAAGCUCAGCAUGAGCUACCAACAAAAAGGGAAACACUGUUAAAUAUAUGUGGUUGGCUGGAGAAGGCACUAAUGAUAUCAGUAUUGCUAGGGGAUCUACAUGCCUUGCAUUUAAAUAUGUGUUUUUGAAAAAAAGGUCCUCCACUCCAUGUUUUUCUUUCAGGGUGUACAUGUUAAGGUACUAUGGUCCGUGAUCAGUCUUGAAAAGACAUACUUAAUUUGUUAUCCUGACCCUAUUCAGCAACAUAAUAAGCUGUGUUGCGUGCUAAUUGCAGCAUUGCAAAUCACAAAAUUCACAUCGGGUGUGUUUAGAUGAGCAGUUAAUGGGCUAGACAGGCUCUAGGAAUGCAGCCAUGCUUGCUGGAAACGCUCACGGCAAGCGUUAUCAUGGAGCCAGUCUCUGGGAUGCUCAUGUCCGAUGCAUGGAUCCUACGAUUCCUACCCAGGCUUACUGGAAACACUCAUGGCGAGCGUUGUCAUGGAGCCAGUCUCUGGGGUGCUCAUGCCCGAUGCUGACGGCGAGCGUUAUCAAUUAUCAUGGAGCUGUCUCUGGGAUCGUUGCAACUCUACCCCUGUCUGUGUCCAAGCCGCUUGAGGAGAGGAGAACCUACAUCUGUUGCUGUGGAUGGUUUUGUUCAAAAGAAGGCCACAAGGGGAAGGGGAAGGGGAAGGCGCUGUUGGUGACGGUGAGUACGAGCCUACGAGGUGACAUGGCCUCUGAUAGUUCCUGCAUAUCUGAGGUGGCCAGGUUUAAAGUUGUGCCUCUCCGUUCAUGGUGCCUGAGAUCUGGUGGUGCUCGCUGGAUGGGAUUAUUGGUUGCAGGUUUGCAGGGCCCUUCCUCUUCUCCCUCUUGUAGUGCUUGCGCACUGGAUUGGUGCUGUAAUCCUCCCCUUCCCUCUGUAGCUUUGCUUUUUUUAGUCAUGCUUUGUUUUCCUGAAUCUUGAGAUUGGAUUAAAUGGUCUGAUACAGGAGAUAUGCUCAUAUAUGGUGAGUGUUCGUUUCUGUCAGAUUACAUGUGUUUUUUUCUUCAAUUUUUCCAUGCCUUUCUAUACUUUGUAUACAAUUUUGCCCACAAGAAGAAUAAGGUGAUGACAGUGUGUCGCAAACUAUGACGUCCAACGAAUAAAAAGGACUUGUCUUACUUUUGUCAUCUGCUUUCAUAUCAAUAUAUCGUAUCAGUUUAUAUUGAAGUGAGCAACUCUUGGACAGUCGGCCAUAAACUGUUUCAGACUUGAAGGGAGCUUGCCUUGAACUGUUCCAGGGCUGAAGCAAUUCAAUCAUACAAUUGUUUUUUUUUUAUGAUCGUAAUGUGCAACAAGAGAGUAGAGUGUUCUCGUUCAACCAUGUACUGGGACUAGCAGUACCGGAUCGGCUCCAACCAUGUUUUAACUGAAUUUGUUUUCUUGUUUAGCCGAAUCUUGUCGGCGAUGCUUAUACAUGUGAAUGCUGCAUUUCUUAGGUCCUAGGAUGCAUGUGAUCUGAAUAAGGUCGUUUCGUAUGGUCCCGUGGUUAGGUGUCAAACGACUCCAGAUAUGCAUGCGGUGCAUUCAGCUGUCCCAGGUCGGAACAAAGGUUGAUCAGGGAUGCAGGAUCGGUCAGUAGUGGCUGGAACUCUCUUGCGCUGCUGCCGACGCCCCCUUGUGCGUCUUGCAUUGGUAUCUCACGACCUUCUCAGCCGAAAGGCACAUCUUAUCCCAAUCAACCUGCUGCCACAGUGGCGAGAAUGGAAUCGUUCGAAGGCAACAAACUCUAGUGGUUAGGAUACAGCUCAUGCAUGGAGCUCGGCGGUACCGCAAUGUCGCUGCUGCUGCUGCUCGUGCUCGUGCUCACUGUGUCGCCAUGGCAGGCCGCCGGGGCGGCGGGAGGCGGCAGGCCGCGGGUGCCGGCCAUCCUGGUGUUCGGCGACUCCAUCGUCGACACGGGCAACAACAACGCCGUCCUCACGCUCACCAAGUCCAACUUCAGGCCAUACGGCAAGGACCUCAACGGCGGCGUCCCCACCGGCCGCUUCUCCAACGGCCGGAUUCCGACGGACUUCGUAGCUUCACGGCUCGGCUUGAAAGACCUGGUUCCGGCGUAUCUUGGCACUGACCUUACCGACGACGACCUCUGCACUGGCGUCAGCUUCGCUUCUGGGGGCACCGGCUACGACCCCCUCACCUCCACUCUCGUGGCGGUCCUGCCGAUGCAGGAGGAGCUCAACAUGUUCGCCGAGUACAAGGAGAAGCUCGCAGGGGUCGUCGGAGAUGCGGCCGCCGCGGGGAUCGUCGCCGACAGCCUGUUCCUUGUCUGCGCCGGCACCGACGACAUCGCCAACAACUACUACCUCGCCCCUGUCAGACCUCUGCAGUACGACAUCUCAGCAUACGUGGAUUUCCUCGUUGAGCAGGCUUGCGACUUCAUGAGGCAACUGUACCAGCAAGGGGCCAGGAGGAUCGCGAUCCUGGGGAUGCCGCCGGUCGGGUGCGUGCCGUUGCAGCGGACCCUCGCCGGCGGCCUCGCCAGGGACUGCGACCCGGCUCGCAACCACGCGGCGCAGCUGUACAACUCCAGGCUGAAGGAGGAGAUCGCGCGGCUCCAGGAGGAGCUGCAGUGCCAGAAGAUCGGCUACGUCGACAUCUACGACAUCCUGCAGGACAUGAUCACGAACCCCUGCAAAUACGGCUUCGAGGUGUCGACGAGAGGAUGCUGCGGCACCGGGGAGUUCGAGGUGUCGCUGCUGUGCAACCAGGUGACGGCGACGACGUGCCCCGACGACCGGAAGUAUGUGUUCUGGGACAGCUUUCAUCCUACCGAGAGAGCAUACGAGAUUAUCGUGGACUACCUGUUCCCAAGAUACGUAGAGAACCUACUAUGAAUUGUUCCUGCUUGGCAUCGCUUAUUUCAUUUGUUUCUUGUCCUAGUUAUAUGGUGUAUGUUUAAACUCAACUGGCUCUGGCAUUUUUGUUCCAACUGCUGGUUAUCUACAUUUGUUGUCUUAUGAGCAGAGGAAACCAAUAAAAUAGGUCCUAGAGCAAAAGCUCAAUUGCAGGGAGUUUAGUGUUGUAUCAGUCCAGGCGACCUCUCUCGCCGAUAUUGUUCGUAUUGAUCAUGGAGGUGCUUAA